Molecule: messenger RNA, 16907 nt
Organism: Cinara cedri
Lineage: Eukaryota; Metazoa; Arthropoda; Insecta; Hemiptera; Aphididae
Source: the annotation of a GenBank genome assembly
AUGGACCUGAAGAAACUCUCCGAUCUACUGGGAGCCACGGUCUACUCUCCGAACAGGUCCGUGGCCGAACAAGAGCUCAAUCACGUAAGCAUGCUUUUUUUUUCCAUCGCCGGUUGGCGGCACACGCACGACCAUACACGACAUAAGUUGAAGGUUAUGCGGGCCGUCACACGCGCGCUAAUUAUUGUUAUUUUUUCUUCCUUCUUGGCCGUAAUGAAUUCAUCCGGCAGUCGGCAUCCCACCGAGGUUUUCACUACUACUAUUCUAUGGUCAUACCGUGACCAGACGCCAGAAAUCAACCUCCACGGAAGAAUUCUGCCCGCAAACCGUCGACCCGCCAAAUUUGAAAACUAGGCAUAGAUUUCUCUAGCCUAGGUAUUUUUGAAGCAUAAAAAUUUGAUGCAGAGACCCCCAAAUUUGUCUAAAUACUUAUAAAAAUAAUGUAUGUAAAAUUUAUUUGUGAUUGAUCAAACUUAGACUUGAAUAUUUAAGCUUCGGGGUAGUUUUUCCAAAAGUAUUUCAGUUUUUUCUAUUUAUUUCUUCAAAAACUAUUUUAUUUCUGCUUAAUAUAUUUAGAACUUUUAUGAUUAAUUGUCAUGUUUACCGUAAUAAAUGUUAUUAUAAAAAUUCCCUCAAAUCCAUUAUAUUACAAGAAAAUUAAAUAUGCAAAUUAUUAUUUAAAUUUUUUUUUUUUAACUCUUUCUUCACUGAGAAAUUAUUUAAAAUUACCUUAAUGUUUCGGAGAAGAAUUGUAAACAUUGAUUAAGUAAAUAUUAUCAGACAGUCCAUUUAACUUUUAUAAAUAAAUUUUAAAAUCAAUAACCGGUAAAGGUAGAAUAUUUGAUGGUUAGUUAGUAUAGAAAAUAUAAGAAUGAAACAUAUUUUAAUCAAUUGUUUAAAGUAUAUACAAAAAAUGAAUUUUUACAAGUCUCCAGAUACAUACAACAGGAAAUGUUGGUAAUCUUACAGAAUUUAAAAUUAUUUUUAUUGAUACUUGUUUGUUAUUACCCUGCCAAACAAUACAAAAAAUAAAAAUAUAAAUAAUUAUAAAUUGUAUAUUGUAAUUUUUAAAAUGAUAUUGUAUGAAAUAGUAAAAUUUAUUUAAAAUUAGAGGCCAGAACUCGGAAGUAUCUUUUAAGAUUAUUUCAAACGCAUUUUGUUAUCCAUAUGAAUUCUGCAAAGUAUGAUUCCAGAAAAUGUCUAUUAGUUUCACAAAACCCCAAAAUAUUCCACCAAAAAUCCAUUGUUUUCAUUUUCCUGCACUACUUUUCUUCACACAAAUAAACUUUCAUUUUUUUCAAUAAAAAGACCAGGACUGUCAAUUUCUUUAUUAUGACUAUUACCUAUACUAACACAUACCUCAUGUAGAUACUUGGUCCAAUUGACAACAGUAUUUUGUCCCAUUUUCAGUUCACACUUAGAAAAUGUAAAUAAAGUCAUUUUUUAGGCUCAGCAAUUUAUGAAAUGGAUAAUAAUUGUAUGUAAUGCUGUCUAAAAUCCGGUAAUCAAAUUAUUAACUGUUUUCCUUCCAGCAACUUCUCUUCUGGAAUCUCAAUUGUGAUCUCUUAAUAGACAUUAUAUGACUAUUUUUACACAUUUCACUAACUGUGACUAUAUUAUUCUUUUAUAAAAAUUUAAUUCCUAUAUCAUCAUUGAAAAGUACUAAGAAUAAAUCAUUGUAAUUAAUUAUUUUUUUUGAUUCUAUUAUAGGUUUUCCUUCUUUGUGAAUCAAUGAUUCCCAACCACUUCAUUUUAUGUCCACUUUGUAGAUUUUUCAAAAAUCUCACACUCCAUCUAUAAAUUUAAAAAGUUCAUGAAUUUUUUUUUUUGGUAUGCUGUCUUUAUAAAUAAAUAAACUACCUACACAAUAUUUGUAAUGACUAUUUUUUUUUAUUGAUAAUAAUUAUUUAUGUAUCAUAUGAUAUAUUUAGACACGUAGGUAACAUAUAUAUAUAUUCUUUGAGUUAAAAAUUUGAUAAAAUGGUGUAAAAAUUUGUGUGAUUAUUUAAAUAUAAAUGUCAAUUCAGUUACAAAAUUCUGGAACUUAACUAUAAAUUACUUAUCCAGUCUAGUUCUUCUCUUGUCGUCUUCAUGAUAUCCUUCAUUCCUCCUUAAAAUGUUCCCCUUGGGCAGUCCUGUCACAAUAUAUUCCAUUGUCUGACUAAUGUUAUUUUCUUUUGUUGUUUUAUGAGCAAUGUUUUACAGAACAAUAUAGACAACAAUAAUUAGAAGAAAAUGUAUAAAUAUGAAUGAAACUAAAGUAUCUGUUUGUAAACUUUUUUAAAUUAUUUUUAACAGUAUAGUUGUUUUGGGAAUUUAUUUUUUUCUUCACCUUUCUAAACUGGUUCAUUGGCAUCCACUCUUAGGUAAAAAGUUUAAAUUUCGCCAAAAGUUAAAUAGAGUCAUUAACUUAGUUGCCAUUUUUAAGUGUUAGAUUGUUUCAUACUGUACGCUAUUCUUCAGCUGAGUUUAUUUGUAUAAGGUGCUGGGCAGUGGCCUCAAGUGGUGUCUUAGAAUUUGACUCUACUGUGGGAGCUAUUUCGAAAUAGAUUGACUUUAAUAUUUCACUUAUCACUCUUGUGGCAAUGUUUCAAUGUACUUCAAAUUUUUUAACAUAUUGACUAUUUGAACACAACAGCUAUAUUCUGCUGUAGAAUAAACUAGUGCUAGAUAAGCAGUUUUGGUUGUAUAUGCUUCUGAUUCCCAUCUCUUUCCGGCUAGUUUCUAUAGUAAGUUUACUUUUCAUCUUAUCUUCUUCUGCACACUUUCUAAAUGAUUCUUAAAUGUCAAAGAACAAUCCACGAUCUCUAUUAGAUAAGAAAUUAUAAUUCACAGUCACAUCAUUGAACAUGAAGUACGUGUAGUAAUCAAUCAGUUUGUCUGUUGUUGAGGUGGAAAGCUCACUCUUCUGUUUUAUACAGGUUGAGAUUUCAUAAUGAAGCAGGACUAUAUUUCGCUGUCCCAUUUUGUAAACUUCAAUAAAUACAAUGUAAGUGUAUUGUCAAAAUUGAAAACUAAUGCAGUGUCACCACUAUGUUGUAACACAUUUCAUUGGAUUUAAUGUCCAUCGGGACAUAGCCUCAAAAUCGUUAAGGUUUUUACAAAAGAUUACGCAGUAUAUCACAGUACCUAAUCAUAAUAAACACAUAUUCCCUGGAUUGACUGUUAAACCUCCAUAGCGUGUCAUGGUUCUUAUUUUAUUUCAAUUAGUCUUUCCAUAACUGGUAUAUGCAUAUCAUAUCCAUUAGAACUAAUUAUUAUCUAUACUACAUGAUCUUGAACUUAUAAGUUGAUUAAAGUUUAUCCAACUUAUUAAAUUAUCCAAAAGUAUAUUUAUUUAAAAUUGUCCAAUUAACUUGUUUCAAUUUAAUAAUUUAAUUGAAAUAAACCAUUAUAAGUUUACCUAAAAAGCAUAAUUUAUAAAUACUUGUUUAGCCAAAUAAAUUUAAUAUUUUUAUAUGUAAUGUAAAAUUAUUAUAAAACCAAAUGUGUAUUGUAUUGAUUAUUAGAUAAACAAAAUAGCUGGAUUUGGUCCAACUCUUAUGGAAAUUAUUCAUAAUGUAGAUAUUGAUUUGUCUACAAGACAAGCUGGUAAGAGAAGUGACUAUAUGUAUACGCUAUAUCUUUUAUGUAUGUACACUAUAAUAUUUUUGUAUAUUUCAGCGGCCAUUUAUAUGAAAAAUUUUAUUCAACAACAUUGGGCUACUCGUGAAGAUGAACCAGAAAAAUUUUCAAUUCAUGAAGUUGAUCGAAUGAGGAUUCGAAAUACAAUUUUAAGCUGUAUGGUAACAGCUCCAGAACUAAUACAGUAAGCUAUGAGUAUUUUAUCCAUUUAUUAAUUGUAGAUUCUGAGCGAAGUUAGGAAUAUUAUAUUAGUUUUACAAUGAUAUUUUUUCUUUUCUGUGAACAAUUUUUCAGCAGAAACAUUGCUCCGAUUUUUGGAUCAUUGCUUUUUUUAAACUUGGUAAUUUUUCUAAAAUACUGAAGCCAUUUUUGAGUUAUUUAUAGAUACUUACAUUUUUCAAGUUUUCCUGUUACUUUUAUUCAGUAGAUACUCUGUAGGUAUAAUUGUGAAACUAAAUAGAGAUAGUAAACAAUUUACCAGAAGGUUUAUUAUAAGUCAUAAUUUCUAUUAAAAAAAUUGAGUGUAAUGUAGAAUUUUAUUGUUAACAAGUAUUUUGAUAAAAAUCGUAAAUAUUGUGGCCUUUUUUAACGAGUAUAACUGAACUAUGCUCAGAAUUGUUUUUAUUUGGCAAUGAUUAAUUAAUCAUUGCAUACAAAAAUACAUUAAUUAUUCUCUAUGCCGUGUUUUCCCAACUUCGCAUCUACAAUAGUGGCCCACCCAUCAUGUGAAGUAUAUCAGUCCUUUUAUGUUUAAUUUUACCAUAAAUUAUAAACAAUUAAAGCUACUUUUAAUUAUAUUAGGAAUCAGUUUGCUGUAGGUUUGGUGACAAUGAUGAAACAUGAUUUUCCUGGACGGUGGUCUGAUGUCAUCGAGAAAAUUGAUGAAUUGAUAAAAAUGGAUAAUUUAUCUUGUUGGAUGGCUGGUAUUUUAGGAUUUUCAGCUUUAGUAAAAGCUUUUGAGUAUCAAAAGGCAGAUAAAUCUCCCAUACAUGGUGCAGUCAAAGUAUUGCUUCCUAAUAUAUAUAAUGUUAUGAUUACCAUAGUAAAUGUUCAAACAAUUGAAGCUAUUAAACUGCAGAAAAUUGUAGUAAAAAGUUAUUUUAAACUUAUACAAGUAAGCUAAAACACUAAUCCUAAUAAUUUUUUAUUAUACCACAUUUUCUUUAAAUAAACUAUCAUAAUUUAGAGAAAUAAUAAUUAAUUUAAUAUACUGAAUUAAGUAAGUUUAUUAUAUUUUUUUUAAUUUUACAGUUUAGCCUAAGUCCUGAUCUAAUGGAAAGAACCACAUUUACAAAAUGGAUGGAGUUAUUGAGUGUUGUAUUAUGUAAUCCAAUACCGGUAGUUAGUGCGAAUGAUCAAGCAUUAUGGUGGAAAGCUAAAAAAUGGGCAUUACACUCUAUUUAUAGAAUUUUUGAGAGGUAAAUAUUUAAAAUUGAACAAAAGCCUUAAUGUUGUUUGUUAACUUGAAAUUAAUUUGUUAACCAAUUUUAGGUAUGGAUGUCCAGGAAAUUCUUCUCAAGAAUAUCAGUUAUUUGCUGCAUUUUAUGUUAAAACAUUUUCAAGUGGGGUCAUUGACAUUAUUUUAAGGAUUUUAGAUCAAUAUCGAAAUAAAAUCUAUGUUCCUCCUAGAGUUAUGCAAAUGGGUUUAAAUUAUCUGAAUCAAUGGUAAAUCAACAUUUAAACUAAACUACUAAUAAAAAAUAAUAACUUAUUAACAGCAUAUAUUAUAAUGUAAAAAUAACUUUAUAAUUUCAGCAUUAUUAUUGCUUAUACAUGGAAAAUUAUUAAACCACAUGUACCAACUAUUAUUCAAGAUAUAAUAUUCCCCCUUAUGUGUCAUUCAGAUGCCGAUCAAGAACUAUGGGAAUCUGAUCCACAUGAAUACAUCAAUCAGAAAUUUGGUAACAUCUAAAUUUUAAAUUGUAAUUUCUAAUUAAUAGAUUGGUAAUGACAAUAAACUACAAAGUAAUAAUAGAUGAAAUUGAGUUUGAAAUACCUAACAUCGUUUUUAUAAAAAACCGUUGGCUUUAACGUGUAUUAUUUAAACAUGGAAUUAAGUGUUUUUUAAGACAAGAAUUCGAAUGAAACUAAAAAGUAAGUUCUAUAAGAGUGUGGUAAGGCGAUGUUUGUAUGAUUUGGAGUGUUCAGCAGUGGAUGAAAAAAAAUAAGUGUAACAGAGUUAAGAAAGCUUUGGUGAAUAAAUUAUGUUGCAAUAGAGGAUAAAAUAAGGAAUGGGUACAUAAAAGUAGUAUAUGUGUGGCUUCAAUAGAAAAAAAAUAAGAAUUUAGACUAAGGUAGUUUAGGCAUGUCAUAAGAAAUGAGAACAGAAAGAAUUAAAAAUUGAAAUAAACAUAGGAAACAAAAGGAGGUUGGAUGCAAUUAAAAAGUCUUAAGUGUCUACCUGAAAUAAUUUAAAUGAAGGCAAGGAGAAAAUAAGAUUAUCUAAUAUUGGCAAGCAAAAGGGGUUAAGCAACAGUUUUAUUACUUUUUAGGAGAGCAAAAACAAAAUAUAUAUUUGUUCUUUGACAUUGGCACUUCGGUUUUUAUUUAAGUUCUAGGAAUGAAAUUAUAUUUCUUACUCUAAACACUGAUGAUACUAUGAACUGAACUCUUUCCUUGAUGCUAAACACUUAUAAAUUUAAGUCUUAUAAGGAUUUUAUUGCUUGCACAUAAUCUUCCCUUUCAUCAAAUCCUUGUUCUUUUUGAUCUUAUAUUUGUAAAUCUCUCUCCUCAUCUUUUAUUCCCCCUCAUUUUGUGUAUGAAGAUUCCAUAAGGUCAAAUCCCUCUGUAGCUGCUGCUUUAUUUUCUAGCUUCUUUUCUUCUGUUUACUCUCUCGACUAGUUCUUCAAUUUCACCAACACACUGGGCGCUCAAAGUUUUCUCAGGUUCAUACUCAACAAUUCCAUCUUGUCCUGCCACUAAAUCUCUCUACUGUGCUCUGGUACAAUCUAUCUUUGAGUACGGCAGUGUAUUAUAGGACCCAGCUCCUACAUCAUUUAAGGCUAUGAUCGAGCGUGUUCAGCAAAGGUUUCUCCGUGCUGUUACAUACUGAUUCAAAUUCCUUGUCCUUCCCAUGAUUACUCUACUGUCUUACGUGCUCUGGGCCUUCUAAGCCUUGUUGAUUGUAGGCAGGCGAUUAAUAUCUCUUUCCUAUCUAAUCUCCUUAGUGGAAAGAUUGAUUCUCCUACUCCUAUUUCUCAUCAAUUUUAAACUCAAUCCAAUCGCUCCUAUGCCCAUUUCACAUACAUUGCUUAUCUACACAUUUUCUCGAAAAUUACCCCAUCAAGUGUUUAAUAUGUGGACCGCCAAUAACGACCCUAUUUUGUUUGACCUUCAAUUAUAAAUAAUUAUGAUAUAUAUAUAUAUAUAUAUUUUUGUUAUUUCCUUAAAUUUCCUAUUUUCAUUAUUCUAGUCUGAGUACAAAUUUUUGUCUAAAUAAAACCACCUAAGUGGGAAAAAACAUAGAAAAACGUACAAUUUCAUUAUUUUAUAAAAACAGACGUUUUCUACCAAAAAAAAAUGAUUUAAUCAAUAAAUCACAGGACACUUUUUUUUUUUGCUACUUUUAUGAUUUACUUACAGUAUCAUCGCUAAAACUUCUGAGCCUUUGAGCUUUUAUAGCAUUCCAAGUUUUUUUACUGUAAUUCAGCGGUUAUAAAUACUGUAGAGACUAGAAACUUGCUAAUAAUUCUUACAUUGGACUUACCUAGACAUGGUAAAAAUUCCAAAAUCAUCUGAUAACUUUUAAUUUUUUACAAUGGUACUUUAUUUUUUUUAUUCUUAUAUUUAUAUAUAGUAUAUAUAUAUAUAUAAAUAUAAAAAUAGUAGGCCAUUUUUACUUUUGAAAACUUGCUCCGAUAUAUAAGUGUAGCACAUUUUUUGAAAGUCAAUUUUAACUUAGUAAAUGCAUAGGUCAUUCUUUGAUUUUUGAAACUGUACCUAAAAUAAAAACAAUUAACCAGGAAAAAAAUACAAUUUUACCCAUUAACCCGUAUUAGUAAAUUUGUCGAGCUUAUGAUGGUGUGGAAAAUUACACAAAAUGUUAUUUAUUAUAUAACUACUAGAAGUAUAAAAAUAGGUUGAUAUUGUUCAAGGAGAGAAGUUUGAUAAGAUGAUAUAACAUAGUGUCUUAUUCUCCUCAACAACUAGAGACCAUAUUUUUGUUAAAAUUUUUAUUUUUAAUUAGCAUUUUGAAAUCAAAUUUAAACAAAAAUACGACACUUCGUAUGUGUUAUUAUGUAUUACCAAACUGCGUUUGGAGUUUUCUUUUGUCAGCAAUGGUUUAUAUUUGCUUACAAAUUUAAAUGAAUUAACCUUAUGUAUCCUGCCUUCCCAACUACAACAGUAAUUGCACACGUCCCCAGUUUCAGCUCUUUUUUUCUUAAUUUGUUCAACUUGUCUAAUUAUAAGUUAAAUCAAUACUUAUUGUUUGUAAUUGGAUCUUGGUCUGUAUUUUUUUUUAUAAAUUAAAUAAAUAUAUUAAUUCUGUUUUAUGUUACUUUAAUGGUUUGAUACUAGUUAUGUUACAAAUAUUUAUUAAUUUUUAAACACAUUAAAUUUUUGUUAAAACAGCAUUUUUUUUUUUUUGAAAGGCGCUAGUACCUUAAUUUAAAUUUACUACGAUAAUAAUAUUUUUAUAUUGAAUAAAUACUUAGGUCUUAUGAUUCAAAAAUCUAUGAUUGAUGUAUUAUUUUUUUUUAUUUUAUAAUAAUAUUAUUAUUAUUAUAAAAAAAAAAAAACAUAAAUUGUUUCUUUAUUUUGCUAUAACAAAUAAAAAUCUUCGAAUCAUUCUAAAAAUCAAAGAAUUUGAAAUUUCUUCAGUUUCAUUAAUAACAGUCUCAACUUGAGUUAGGUAAUCUAUUAUAUUUGAUCUUGAAUAAUAUAAAUUGUCAUUUUUAAAUAAGCCAUGUGAAGUGUGCAGGUAUAAAUAAGAUAAACUACAACAAUACUUAUGAUUUAUAUUAUAAUAUAAUAAUAUGUUUACCUUUCCUUCCUUGUUAUUUCAAUUUUUAGUCACCACUUGCCAUGAAAAACAUAUAAACAAAAAUUUUGUGACUGAUUUUAAUUGGAGGCAUAUUGAUGCCUUUCUUAUAUUAAUUAUAAUAAUAUUAUAAAAGGUGAAUAAAUGAUAAUAGUUGGGUCCAAGUGCCACGUGGUUGUCGUUUGGCAAAUAAAAUUUUAAUUGUCGCUUAUACUCAAAAAAAAAAGGCUCUUGACUCCUACUUUUUUACACUUCUGUUGUAUAUGUCAAUAAAUGUUACUUGUACCACAAAAAUAAAAAUAAAAUAUCUCAUUUCUAAAUGAUCAUAGGAACACUAGUGCACCUGUGUAAUUAAAUUCUUUAAGUGUCAGUUUUCCUGUAGUAUACACCAUACUGCUUAAUCCCUUUUACCUUAUUUCAGACAAUAUAUAAAUAAUAAAGCUUUAAAUUACAGAUAUUUUUGAGGAUUUAAUUUCCCCUGUAAUGGCUUCUCAAUCAAUCUUACAUUCAGCUUGUAAAAAACGUAAAGAUAUUUUACCAAAGGCUGUGCAAUUUAUUGUUGGUGUUAUAACUUCUGUUGGGGCAACUCCUGCUCAAAAAGAUGGAGCCCUUCAUAUGGUAAUCUCGACAUACAGAUUUUUUAUUGGUAUGCAGUAUAUUUAACCAUAAUUUUAUUAUCGGUUUGUAGCUUGGUGCUUUGGCUGACGUUAUAUUUAAAAAAGAUAUGUAUAAGAACCAAGUGGAUGAGAUGUUAUAUCGACAUGUAUUUCCAGUUUUUCAAAGUCCCCAUGGCCACUUAAGAGCUAGAGUAUGUGUUUAAAUAUUCUUAUAGUACAAUACAUUUAAAAUAAUUUUGUUUUAUAUUUAGGCUUGCUGGUUUAUACAACAUGUAUGUGAUGUUAAAAUCAAUAAUGCUGGCAUCUGGAAGGAUUUAUCUGCACUUUGCUCUAAUGCACUCUUAAGUGAUAAGGAACUACCAGUUAAAAUUCAAGCUGGAUUAGCCAUUCAAGCAUUAUUAAUUGCAGAAGAUGGAGUUGAACAAUUUUUAGAACCUCAAGUACAUUAGUUCUUUAAAUUUGGUAUGAAAUAUAAGAAAUAUAAUUUUACAUUUUCUUUUAUAGAUCAAAGAAAUUGUGCUGGAACUUUUAAAUGUAUUGAAAGAAACAGAGAAUGAUGAUAUUACCUGUGUUGUUCAAAAAGUUAUUGCAAUUUAUUAUGAUAAACUCGCACCAAUUAUGUAUGAAAUUUGUCAGAAUUUGGUAGGUAUUAUAUUAUUUUUAUUUUCAUUUUUAUAUUAUAAUUAAUUUGGUUGGAUACAUUCUAGCAGGUCUCUAUUUAGCACGGAUAUAGAUACUAUGGUUGCUUAACACACUAUAAUAUAACAGUAACAACUAUUCAUAUCGAGAAUUAAAAAAAUGUUCAUACUAGUCUCCUUACAUUCAAAUAUUUCCGUGUAAUCCGUGAUUAAUUAUUUAAUUUUUAUGAGAAUGAAACAUUUCAUCACAGUACUUAAUACAAAAUUGUUCAAUAAAAAAUAUGCAAUUGAUUUAUGUAUGGAAAUUAGUUUUUGAGGUUAAAAAUAUAUAUAUAAUAUAUUAUACUAUAUUAUUAUAUAUAGUAUAUUAUACUAUAUAUAUUUGUAUUACUUUUUUGAUAUUAUUAAAUGUUAAUGACAUUAAAUUUAGAUUAAUCUUCAGUUUUCUUUCCAUGCUAUUUUCUAUUAAUGGGUUAAAAGAUAUGUCAAUAUUUUCAAUUCUAAAUAAUUCUUGGAUACUGUUAAUUUUAGGUCCAAUCAUAUUUGAUAAAGAAUGUAAUUCAUAUUGUAUAAAAUAUAUUUUACUAUUAAAAAGGGUCUCUUUUUCCAUAGAUUUUGAGCUUUUAGAUUCUGAGUGGCGCGAAAAAGCCUAUGGUUUUACAAAAUAUUAAGGCACAUUUUUACUACCAGAAAUUUGUGUUUUGAAGUACUUCAGAGGGGUAUCAUUUUUUGAAUUUCUCUGGAGUUGUCUCAUCAAAUUUAAAAAACCGAGAAAAUCGAAACAACAUAUAUGCCUAUAUAAGUGUCUUACUAUAAUAUGACAUAUAUAUUGUUGACAAAACAUCACUAUCAACUGAACUCUUUUCAGAAUCGUUUUUUCAUCAAUAAUGGUUUAUCAUUGUUAUUGUGGUUUUUCGACUUGCUAAUGUUUUAGGUAAAAAAUUUGACUUAGUUUUUAAUAUGUAUGUGUGUGUCAUAGUGAGGUGGUCGCAUAUGAUUAUGAAUGAUAGGUGUAUAUGAGGUAUAGUGUAAUUAAACAUUAAUUUAUUCCUUAAUUUGAAAAACUAAUUUUCCACUGAGGGAGCUGAAGUCUCCUAAGGAUAAUGCAUUACAUGUGGGUCUGGUUUUGCGUUCACUAUAUAUUCUGUAACAACAUUCACAUUUUCAAUUUGUUAUUUUUAAACAUCUAAAGCUGUGGAUCUGGUCAAUUAAAAUUUUAUACUAAUAAAAUAAUAAUUUUUGCCACAGGUUGCUACCUUCUUACAAGUUCUUCAAUCAGAUGAAAUGAGCGAUAAAAAAGAAAUUACUGGUAUGAGUAUUUUAAGUUGCAUAGAAACUAUAUUGAGUGUAAACGAUGAACAGCCUCAUACAUUAGCAGCUCUUGAACCAAUUGUAUUGGAAGUUAUAGUACAUAUAUUUAGUACAGAUUCUGGUAGUGGUAAGUAUAUAUAAAUCAACUAUUUAAAUACUAUUCCAUGCGAUUCAAAAUUUAUAUUACAGCCAUUCUACCAUAAAAAAAAUUUGAAAUUUAAAAAAUUAUAUAAUACAAGAACUGUUUAACAGUUUUUUGGGGGGUCAACUUUUGAAAUUUAAAUGGGAACCUAUACAGUUUUUGCAAACAUAGUGUGAGAAUAUUUUUUUUUGUUCAAUUUUAGUGAUUAAAUAACAAUUUUUUAGAAUUAUUUAAUAUUUUUGGAAAUUAAAUUUUAAUGGCUUGCUGAUAAAUAGCUAAUAAUGCCUCUCAACACACUGCAUCACAUUUUUAUAAUGUUAUUAUAUUAAUUAAACAAAAGGUUUUUAUGUUAUACACAUAUUUAUAUUUUGGAUAUUUUUAUGAUAAGAUGCAACAAUAUAUAUAUAUAUAUAUAUAUAUAUAUAUAUAUUAUAUAUAUUUUGAAUCAUCCAGUAUAAUCAUAUAAAUUUUUUUUAGAAUACUAUGAAGAAGCUUUGAAUUUAGUAUGUGAUUUGACUAACACACAAGUGUCACCAAAUAUGUGGAGUAUUUUGCAAUUAAUUUAUAAUGUAAGUAAAAUUUAAUUUAAAAAUAAAAAAAUUUAAUUUUUUAAUGUUCAUCUUUUACACAGGUUUUCCAAAAUGACGGAAUUGACUACUUUGUUGAUAUGAUGCCUUGUCUUCACAAUUAUGUUACCAUUGGAACAGACACAUUUAUUUCACACGAAAGUAACAUUGGUAUUAUAUUUGAAAUGUGCAAAAAAGUGAAUAUCAAUUAUUAUUUUGUUUGUCUAUUAUAAUUAUUAUUAUAUAGUUCUUUAAAGAUUUUAGAAACUGAUGCUGGUGAAGAAGCAGAAUGCCAUGCAGCAAAACUGUUAGAGGUUAUACUUUUACAAUGUAAAGGCCGAAUUGAUCAAGUAAUUUAUUAUUUUGAUAUAAAAAUAAAAUCACUACUAAUAUUAUUUUUGUUUUUAGUGCAUAUUACCUAUUGUAGAUGUUGCAUUGAAUAGAUUGUUAAAAGAAAUUAAAUCAUCCGAAUUACGAGCAAUGUGCCUUCAAGUUAUAGUAGCUGCUAUAUAUUAUAACCCACAUUUAUUAUUUGAAACACUUGAAAAAUUACAACCAAAUAUUUCAUCAAAUGAACCAAUUUCUGUACAUUUUAUUAGACAAUGGUUACAAGAUACGGAUUGUUUCUUUGGGUUUGUCUAAUAAUUAAAACUAAGUCACUCUGUGCUUAAUAUAUAUUCUUGUUUAUAUCAUAUUUAGUAUUCACGACCGAAAGCUUUGUGUUUUGGGGUUGCUCACAUUAAUGUCACUGCCUCCAAAUCGGCCAAUUGCUGUAAGUGAACAUGCCCCACAAAUUGUGCCUUCAAUGCUCAUGUUAUUUGAUGGACUUAAACGUGCAUACAUGAGUAAAUAUUAUCAUAUUUCUAUAUUGAAAUUAAUUUCUUAUAAAUAAUAAAUAAGGUUAUAUAAGUCUUAUAUCUAAUUUUAAAUUUGUUUAUAAACUUAGAUAGAGAUAUUCCAGAAGGUGAAGAAUCAAGCCAGGAAGAAGACACCGAUACUGAAAACGGUAAUUUAAUGCUAUUUAUUUAUUUUUUAGAUUCUGAUUGCAGUAUGGAAUGUAUUGGUUUAACUAUUAUUUAUUUAUUAAUGUAUGUGUUUAAUUUUUAAAUUCAAUGGAAAUCAAGUUUUUUGAUUUUUGUGUCAAUGUUUUUCUUAAUGAUUCAAAAAAAGUUAAAUUUGCCUUUCCUAGGUAUAGUAAUACUUUCAAAACUUUUAUUGGUUUUUUUGAGCUAUUUAUAGAAAUUUGUAUUUCUUUCACCAAACAAAAGUGAUUACAGAUUUAACAGACUGUUUAUUAUUAUGUGUGAAUGUAAGUUACUUAAAAAUAAAUUAUUUUGAAAAUUAUCGUAUAAAUAUUACUAUUUUUUUCCUGUGAAAAACUUUUAUAAUAGCAAUUUUGCUUCAACUUUUAAUGAUAGCAAUGUUUUUUAAAGGAAAUUUCACGAGGAAGGUACUUUCGAGAUGUCAUUUUUUAAUUUUCCCAAAAUUUUUUUCAACAAAUGUGAAAAACCUGGAUAAAACAAGGAAAAAAAACAGUGAAAAUUAGUACAACAUAAAAAACAAAUAUUCUUAUAGAAAAUAUAUAAAGGCUAUUUAAUUAAUUUAAUAUAAAAUGACAUAUAUAUUGUUGACAAAGCAUCACUAUCAACUAAAUUCCGCUCGGAGUCUUUUUUUUUGGUAAGCAAUGAUAAAUCAUUGCUUACAGGUAUACAUUAAUUUAUCUAUGACAACAAUUAUCCAUUAAUCUUUUGUUAUUAUAUGCACAUAUAAAAAAAAAAAAAAUUUUUUUAUUGAAGUUUUAAGUAUAAACAUUACAUACUUUUACAUUAAUACUUUUAUUAUCUAACUAAAAGUUAUUUGUUAACAUAAUAAUGUUCUUGAUCAUCAUUUUUUUUUUAAUAAGUUAGGAAGGCCUAGUUUUUUUUAAAUUUUAUCUUAUAUUGAGAUCUAAUUUUAAUAAUGGGUAUGGAAAAUUUAAAAAAAAAAAUACCAAAAUAAUUAUCUCAAAAAAAUAAAUAUACUGAUUUGUUUUUGAAGGCAGACAAUUGACUCUUAUUUAGCACAAAAAAUUUAAUUAUUGCAAUACUUGAAUAAAUUUGAAAGGUGUAAUAAAUGCAAAUUAUUUUUUCAUUUUAUAUAAGAUUUAUAAUUUCUUAAACAUAAGAAUAACGAAAAAAUAGUAAAAUCACAGCAUUUCAAAACAUGCAUGCUUAAUGAAACUUCAAUCAGAAUUUUAUUUUGUAAAUAAUUGUGUAUCAUUACAUACAUAUAUAAAUUAAACAUUUGUAUUUGUCCCAACUUCUUCCACCUACAACAGUGACACACCCAUUGACACUUUUGGUUUUUUUUUUCACAAUUAAAUUAAUGAUAUUUUUUUUUAUUUUUAGAAUUAGGUACUGAUGAAGAUGAAAUUGAUGAAAACUUAUAUAUAAAUGAAAAAAGAAAAUCUUCAUUUAUGACUAUUGUAUGUCAAUUGUAUUGUAUGGCCUAUUUCACUAUUGGUGCCUGAGCUGGUUAUUUAUUCAAAACAUUAAUCAUGUAGCUGAGCAACUGUUUGGCAUACAUGGUCAGCACUGAUUAGUUAUCGACUUACAACUACGGAACAAAAAUUAAAUGCAUUCCAUUCGAUUUUGAUGAGUUUUUAUUAUAUUUGAAAGAGAGACACUCUCAAUCAUUUUUUAAAAAUCACAAAAUAUCGAAACUUAAUUUCAAUUUUUACUUCUAAAAAAUUCCUAACUCAGGCACCCUUAAGAAAAAAAAAUUAUAAUUUUACUUAAACAAAACUUGAAUUUAUAAAUAGUACUUUAUAUCCUGAUUGUGAAUCUGGAACAAUGUAGAGAUGAUUACACCCAUUUUAAAAGUUAUAUAUGUUUAAAAGAUUAAGCAUUAUAAGUUUAAUAUUACUCGUUGAUACCACUGUAUUGAUGAUUAUGGCAUAAUGUUUAUUAGCCCAAAUUGCUCUCUCCAAAGAUGGUUGGUUUUUUGUCCAAAAUUGUUCAUUAUACAAAUUUAAUUUAAUUCAGUUUCUAUAUUGAUACGGCCCUAUUUAUUAAUUUCUAUUUGUUUGGUAAAGUAAUAUUUUGAGAUAUUAUUGAUUUUUAAUUUUUCAUAACUCAGGAUCGACUGCAUCAAAAUUUGUCCAGAUUAGUAAUCAGCAUACAAAAGUACUAUCAAUAUCAAAAGUAGUAACUUGUCGUUUUUAUGUGACUCCUAUGAACUUUAUAUUAACCUUAUUGUGAGUAUAUCACAUUGUGCAUAACUUUCUCCGUAUUAUCCAUUUAACUUAAUGAUAUAAAAUUAUAUUAUCAUUUUUAAUCUUCAAAAUUAAUUACUAUGCAAAUUUUAAGAUUUUCCAUAAAAAUAAAAAAUUUAUUUUGGGAAUGAAUACAAAGUAAAAUCUUGCCAAAAAAAAAAACUAAUAUAUAUAUAAGCAAUUAUUUAACUGAGUUAUAUUUAAUUUAUAUGGGCAUGAAAUUCUAUUUUUGUUGGGAAAAUGAACUAGAAAUUAGAAUCUUAUUCUAAAGAAAAUAGUCACAAAAACCGACAAGUACCAAAAAGUCUCAAGUUCCAAUAAAGUGCGUUAUCUCAAAAAUUAUAUUGUUAAGUUUUUUAUUACUCAUUAUAGAAUGAUGAAAAUACUGAGGAAGACACUGAUAGUGAAGAUGAAGAUUAUGUACAGCCUGAAGAGACUCUGCUUGAAGUUUAUACAACACCACUUGACUCAGAUGACAAUAAUACCGACGAAACACUUGAUAUAUACAUUCUGUUCAAAAAUAUCCUAUUGAGCAUACAACACAAUGACCCUGCUUGGUACUUAGCACUUACCAAUCACUUAAAUAGUGAUCAACAAAAAUCUAUAAAUGAAAUAAUGGCCAUGGCAGAAACACGACGUGUUGAAGUUGAAAAUAAAAAAAAAGAAAAAUUAGCAGGUAUAUAUAUAUAUAUUUUUUUCAUUAAGUUUAAAUACUUCUUUAAUCCCAAUUAAAUCUUUAUUUCUUAAACGUAUAGUUAGGUAUAACAAUGGCAUUCAACAGGAACUAUUUCAUCCUGAUAUUUAUAAUUUUAGAUUAAAUUAACCAAUAAUCAUUUGUAAGAACAUUAUCUAUGCAACCAUAGAGGAUAUUUAUCAUAUUUUAAUUUUUAGCAAAACAAGUUUGUUAAUUACAGUUUAAAAAUACUUAAUAUCUUAAAAAUUAUAGUAUUUUAAAUCACUUACAUGGUUACCCAGAAUGUCCUUACCUUUAGGUUGUAGGUCAUAACAUAUACUCCAAUAUUAAAAUUACAGCAUAUAUUUACUAUUUAUUUCCUAUGAAUAAACUAAUUUUUAAAUUCCUUUUCAUCAUAAAUUGACAAAUUAUAGAUGACAUUCACUUUGGAUUUUCUGAUUCUUGGAGUAAGCUAUUAUAUACUUUAGUGUGAAUAUCAAGACAAAUUAAAGGCAGUUACUGAGGUUUGAACCAGGGUAUUGCUUUGCUAUGUAUGCCCCCAUUAAAAAUUAUAAACCAGUUCCGUUGAAAAAUGGUUAAAUUAAACAAAAAAUAUAUAUAUAUAUGUGUGUAUUAAAUGUUUAUUUGAUAUGGACAAAUUUAUGAAAUCCAUUUCUUAUAGUAUUGUAAACAUAUUGUUGAAUCAUUGGAACUUAAUGUACUCAUUCCUAUAAUAAUAUACUUUUGACACAAUUUCAGUAACAGAUUUAAAUAUAAUUCAUAGUUUUCAUUUUUUCUCACUAAACAAAUUAUUUUUUUAUUUAUGAGUAUAGAUCAUGUAGUUACGAAUUAUGACUUAAUGAUCUUGAUUUUAAGUAACUAUAAUACUAUACUUAUAAUCAUUUUAUGUAUUUUAAAAUUAUUUAUUUCAUACUGACAAGCCAACACUUCAAAAACCAUCACUGCUUUUUAAAUAUUAAAUACUACGUGCAGGAUUUUAAUUUUUUUUUUUUUUUCAGGUUUUAAAUUUGACCAAGCAACAGUUCCAACCACAUUUAGUUUUAGUAACAGUAAUAAUUCUCCUUUUGCUUUUGGCCGGUAA